This is a messenger RNA of Calliphora vicina (urban bluebottle blowfly), 804 nucleotides long. RefSeq lists its product as uncharacterized. The transcript is spliced from 2 exons. Bases 1 to 804 code for a protein of 267 amino acids. The record is from RefSeq and is a predicted model, not a curated record. Lineage: Eukaryota; Metazoa; Arthropoda; Insecta; Diptera; Calliphoridae.
AUGGUGGAGUUUAUGAAAAUGCAUCCGGAUUUGGCAAAAGGACACCUAAAUGUUGCAAAUGCCAAAAGUAAGUGUAGAGAAUUGUGGCAAAGGUUAUCGCAAGAUUUAAAUGCUGCAGGUCCACCAUCACAUGAGACUGAAAAGUGGAAAAAGGUAUGGGCAGAUUUCAAGCAGCACAUUAAGGUUAAGUCCCGCCGUAACAAAAGUAGCCUUUCUGGAACUGGAGGAGGACCAAGUAAAUACUGUUCUUUAACACCACUGGAAGAACAAAUUGCUGAAUUACUUGCCAUUAAUGUUUCUACUGAAGGGAUGAGUGGCACGACAAGAUAUGGGGCAGAAACACAUAAUCCUGCUACUACAAGCAUUAGAGACGAAGAUGCAAUACAAGAAGGCAUUACAAUAUCUAGCAGUGACAUAGCGGUAAACCCUUCUGAGGAAAAUUUAUUUGAUUCUUUAAAUGUCCAUAAUCCACGUAGACAUAACCGUAAAAAUUGUUCCAAUAAGCCGGCUUUAUUAGAGAAACAGGUUCAAAAUCAAAUAAAAUAUCAAGAAAGCUCAAUAGAACUGUUAAGCAAAUGUGACGAAAAUCAGAAAAAUAUUAGAAGAGAAAUGAAAGAAAUAAAUACGAACCUUUUAACUGCCAAUAAAUACUUAAAAAGGAACAGUGAUUUCCAGGAACGUAUUUAUAAAUUGGAAAAAGAAAAGUUGGAGUUUUAUAAAAGAAAUGAAUUGGAAAAACACGAACAAAAGGAACGUAUUUAUAAGCUUAAAAAGGAAAAGUAUGACUUUUUAAAGAAAAAUUAA